This is a messenger RNA of Naegleria gruberi, 2853 nucleotides long. RefSeq lists its product as uncharacterized. Gene Ontology annotation, molecular function: protein binding. Gene Ontology annotation, biological process: rRNA processing. The transcript has a single exon. Lineage: Eukaryota; Heterolobosea; Eutetramitea; Acrasida; Naegleriidae. The record is from RefSeq and is a predicted model, not a curated record. The coding region runs from base 1 to 2853 and encodes 950 amino acids. Gene Ontology annotation, cellular component: small-subunit processome.
AUGAGCAACAAUUCAUCAUCUAAAAAUUUCCAACAAAACACAAAAUUGUUGAAUAAAUCUCAGCACUUGAUAAAGAGUUUUCACAUUUCUCCUUUCAUUUCGCUAGUAUAUAAGAAUGAUAUUGGAGAUAAUAUACAACGUGUAGCUUUUUCUAAUGUAUCACAACAAUUCUAUAUUUGUUGUGCUGAUAGUAAAAUUAAUAUAGUUGAAUAUGCAACAGGAGAAAGAUUAUAUACUAUCGAAGCCGAUUCAAAUGUUACUUGUCUUUCAUUAAGUUCGGAUGAUAGAUUCCUUGCUGUUAGUUGUAAGAGUGGACAAGUUACAAUUUAUAGUAUGAAGCAACAAAAGGCUUUGAAAACUUUCCGAGUUGGUGUUUCUUCACCUGUUAUUCAAUUAGCCUACUCUCCUGAUGAUGCCUUUUUAGCUAUGGCUCAUGGUGAUGGUAGUAUUGAUAUUUAUUAUACUCCUACAACUCAAGAUGAAUCAACAGGACAACCUGCUUUACUUAAAUUAUUAUUUACAAUUAAGAAACAUCAUCAAGGACAAAUACAUUUAAUGAAAUGGAUUGAUAAUUUAUGGUUAGCAUCAAGUGGUUUGGAUGGAGCUAAAGUAAUGCAAAUAGGAAAUGAAGAAGAUGAAAGUCGUCCAUAUAAAAUUAUUGCAAGUAUUCAUGAUAAUAGAAAUGAUAUUAGAGAUGUUACUUUAUUGAAGGAACAUGAUACUGAAGAUAAUACUAAACCAAUUUAUUUAAUGACUGCUGGACAUGGUUCUUUAUAUCAAUUUAAAUGGAAUGAAAAGAAUUCUACAUUCAAUUUAUCUAACACAAUUCCUAUCAAACAUUAUUUCUCAAGUAUGAUUGAAAUAACUUCUACUGAAAAUGAUUCAUUUACUCUUAUUGCCAGUACUCCUGUUAAGAAAAAGAAUAAUUUGGUGAGGAUAACAGUUAAGAAACCACAAGUUUCUGAUAAAAAGAAGAAGAAGGACGAAGAUGAUGACGAUGAUGCUGUUAAAAUUGAAUAUAUUCCUGAAAAAUCACUUGUUGGUCUUUCGCAAUUAUUCAAAUUAUCUGAUUCUGAAAUUUUUGCUAUUACCAUUGAUUCAAAUUUUGCAAUUUUCAAGAGAAAGGAGAAUGAAGCAAAUGGUGAUGAAUCUGCUAAAGCUAAACUCAAGAAGAAACUUUCAAAGAAGGAAGAUGUUACAGAAGUUGCCUCUAAAGGAGUUUUGUUUGAAAAAGUUGGUCAAAGAUUGGGAUUCAACGAUGAUGUCUUGGAUAUGUCAUUGUUCUCAUCUAGAAAUAUGUUGGCCGUCGCUACAAAUUCUGAGAAUGUUACCUUGUUGAAUUUGAGUGAUGCCAAUCAAGAUCCAAUUGAAGUUUCUGGACACUCUGAAAUGAUCUUGUCUCUUGAUCGCUCAAAGGAUAAGGAUCAACGUUAUUUGGUCACUGGUUCUAAGGAUAAAUCUAUUAGAGUUUGGGAUGUCUCUAAAUACGGAAAUACACAAGGAGAAGAACAUGUCACCCCUGUUUCUGUUGGUACAAGCCACUUGACCGGUGUUACUGCUGUCUGUGUUUCUAACCACAAACGAAAGCUCAAAGAUUCUAAGGAAGAAGAUUUCUUCAUUUACUCUGCAUCAGAUGAUGGUGUUCUUAAAAAGUGGAAAUUAUCUGAUUGUAGCUUGUUAGGUACAAACUCUGAAAGCCACAAAAAGACUGUCAGUGAAAUUUCAGUUUCACCUGAUGAUUCAAUGAUUGCCACUGCUAGUGCUGAUAAGACUGCUAAAGUUUUUGAUACUUCUGAUUUGUCUAAGGUUCUCUUUGAAUUCCCUCACAAGAAAGCAGUGUGGUGUGUCAAGUUCUCACCUGUUGAUAAAGUUAUUGCUACUGGUUGCAGUGAUAACAUGAUUAGAAUUUGGUCUUUAAAGACUGGUAACUGUGUUAAAGUUUUGGAAGGUCAUGAUCAAUCAAUUCUCAAGAUGCAAUUCUUGAAUAAUGGUGCUCAAUUGGUUUCUGCAGAUGCCAAUGGUGUUGUAAGAUUGUGGGUUAUUAAGACUGGUGAAUGCAUUAAAGUUUUUGGUGAUGCUCACACUGACAGAAUUUGGGCUGUUUCUGUAGAUCAAAAGACCAAUCAAUUGAUUACUGGUGGUGAAGAUUCCAGAAUUAAUAUUUGGCAUGAUAACACUGAAGAAAUUAAGGAAGAACAAAGAGAAGAUGUAAAUUUGUCAGUUAUUCAAGAUCAAGAAUUGAGGAAUUUGGAAAGACAAGGUAAAAUGAAGGAUGUCCUUAGAAAAGCCAUUGAAUUGGAUAGACCAAAGCUCACCUAUACAACCAUUGAAAAACUUGUCAAGACUGAUGAGAAGACUGUCUUGGAAGGUUUGAUUAUGGAAUUACCAAAGAUUCACCUUAUGCACCUAUUCCAAUACUGUAUUGAUUGGAACUCUAACUCAAAGUUUUGUCAAAUUGCUCAACUUGUUUUAAAGAUAAUGUUUGACCUUGUAGAACCAUCUUUCAUUGAUAUUGCCUAUGAAAAAUCAGUAGAUGCUUUGUCAUUGUACAGUCAGAGACACUUAAAGAGAAUAACUUAUUUAGAACAAAAGAGUUUCAUUUUAGAACAUGCAUUGAAUCAAAUGAAUGCCUUAACGCCAAUCGAAAAUUCAUCCAAUGUUGAAACUUUGAAGAGUAUGCCAUCAAAGAAGAGAAAGGAAAUUGAUACAUCAAAGGUUGUUCAAGAACCAAUUCAGUUCAAGACUGUUGAAGUUGUUGAUGAAGAUGUAGAAUUUUCAGACCAAGAAGGAGAAUUUGAUGAAGAUGGUGAAGAGGAAACAUUCGAACCAUCUACAAAAAAGCAAAAAAAUUAA